Molecule: messenger RNA, 1006 nt
Organism: Paecilomyces variotii
Lineage: Eukaryota; Fungi; Ascomycota; Eurotiomycetes; Eurotiales; Thermoascaceae
Exons: 2
Coding region: 81-968 (295 amino acids)
Source: RefSeq, a predicted model, not a curated record
AAUUGAGCGAGCAUCAGAAUGUGCCAAUCUUAGAGGAUCACCAUAAUGGGGAAUCUAGAGAGAUUCUUUCUCAAUUACUUAUGCAGGUGGACGACAAACUCGACCAGGAUGUUGUCGAGCAGAUUAUACGAAGACAGCUGAAUGUUUACGACGUACUUACCGCCGGUUUGAGUCUCUUGCCACCAGAGACUCCGGUUGGAGAAUCAAGAGAUCAGAGUAGAUCGCCUUGGGGCGACGAGACAGGCAAUUGCUCUCUUCAGCAGUCCCACUUGAGGAGACGAAACGUCCCCUCGUGUCCAACAGAGACACACUUAUUCUUUCCCCCGGCACAGCUAGCUGGUAUGCAGAAUAGACUCAGCCUCAUCUGCAUGUCCUUUUGUGAAGCGUCCAAAAUAAAUGCGACCAUGUUGAAUAUGGCUAGGGCAUCUAUGGGCCCGGGAUGGAACGCAAUCGAGCCAUUCUCGGCAUCUACACCAGGAAAUCAAUCAACCGGUGGAAUACUGUCACCAUUCUUCGAACCAGGGAUAAGCGAAGAAGCCGCGGUGAAGAUGUGCAGCGUGAGCUUUGCAAACAUGAAACCGUUUCUACGCCCUGUACCCGCGCAGCUUAUGAAAAGUCAUUAUUCCUAUAUCGACACGAUUCCAUUCCCGAGCUUCCGAGAACGAGCUAUCAGUAUGAUCUGUACGAAUCCUCCGAUGAUCGACGAGAAGGAGCUUUUCCAUGAUCUCCUGCAUGAUGGACUCGUAUGCUGGGCGCUAGAUCCCACAAAACCAAGCUCUUUUGAAACAGGCAGUGCCCCAUGGGAUCUUCGCAGCUGGGAGGCUCGACCGUGGUUUUUGAACAAAUGGUGGAUACUAGUUGGUGGGACCCAAAGCGAAAUCUAUAGACAAACUGUGUGGUGGCGUGAAAUGCGUGGUGAAACAACCGUGGAUCUGUUGCCCGGUGUUGACACGGACUUAUUGCAUUAACGCAUCGGAGUUCUGGUUAUACAUGUACUAUAUGGGAG